This is a messenger RNA of Sparassis crispa, 2874 nucleotides long. RefSeq lists its product as hypothetical. Lineage: Eukaryota; Fungi; Basidiomycota; Agaricomycetes; Polyporales; Sparassidaceae. The record is from RefSeq and is a predicted model, not a curated record. The transcript is spliced from 2 exons. The coding region runs from base 1 to 2874 and encodes 957 amino acids. Gene Ontology annotation, molecular function: ubiquitin binding; zinc ion binding; RNA binding. Gene Ontology annotation, biological process: proteasome-mediated ubiquitin-dependent protein catabolic process; protein linear polyubiquitination. Gene Ontology annotation, cellular component: ubiquitin ligase complex.
AUGGAUUCGCGCAGUCCAAUUUGCUCCUUCUAUCUGCGUAACGGAUGCGCUAGAGGACAGCAAUGCCGUUUCUAUCACCCUCCGAAUACAAUUGCCCAUGCGCCCUUAACACUGGCACCAUCGACGUUCUCUACGAAUGCUAACAGGCUCUGUGUCCACUUCGUUCGUGGUGACUGUCGAUUUGGAGAUCGGUGUCGAGACAGGCACGUCGUGCCCGACUCUCCUGCGGCUGAGCUAAAAUCGCCGAUCUUGAUAUCACCUGUUUCUUCCAAAGUUACGCCGACAGACAAGUACAUAGACGAUGCCGCGAUAUGCCUGUAUUUUCGACAAGGAUCGUGUCGAUUCGGCGAUCAAUGUCGUCUCUUGCAUACCCCAGAGGCUCUCAAGACUGCUUCAUUACUCUCCAUCUCUUCUACUGGAUUGCAGCCUUCGAAUGAACAGUCUUGGAGUGCGUCGAAGGCGGGAAAAGUGUCCGUCUUUGGCCCUUGCAAGUUCUUCGUCCAGGGAAGAUGCACACAGGGAGCCGCCUGUCUAUUUCCCCAUGUAGCCCCUGUGCAGCCCGCACCUGUCGAGAUAAAAACCAACAGUACUAGUGGAGCAGCACGAUAUGCACCAAGUGCGACUGCUAUUACUGAGGACGCCGCGGAUGAAAAUCAUUCUCAGGACGACCUCCCGUCAAACUCGCAAAUCGCUCUUACUUUUUCCGAUCCAAGAAAUGUACACUCUACAGGGUCAGGCGAGGAUUCCAUUAUAUCCCGACAGUUCCUUGGCUGCAGCGUUCAGUUCUCCUCGGGCGCGUCCAUCGACAGUGUCAUCACCGCCUUCGAAUCUCCCCGCAUCAUUAUCUCAAACCUGCCGCUCACGAUGACUCAAGCCGAACUCAUAGAGCUGACAGAGCGUCAUGGUGACCUGAAGACCGCGAACCUCACAGAACGUGUCUCAGCUGCGACAGCCACUGCUCUUGUCGAAUAUACAUCGCCAGACCACGCAUCCAUGGCCGUGAAGAAGCUUGAUGGCAAGAAGCUCGGGGCUCUGAAGCUCUCCGUACGUCUCGAUCUGCGCCGUGGGGCCAGUGGUGCAGCAGUUCUCCAAAGCAACAAAGUUAAGCUUACCUGGUUUGCGCCGAGUCGCGUCGCAUGGGCCCACUUCGACUCCAUCUCUGCGGCUAAGGCGGUUGCACAGAGGAUCAAUGGGCAGGAAUACGAUGGUCGGAAGGUAUCCGCCACCUUCCAGACACCGUCUCCCUUCCAGAGGACGUCGUUCGCCGUGGAGUUGAAGGGCCUGCCGGUGCAUGUCACUCAGACCCGCCUGUCCCGUUGGUGCCUCACGGGCUCGCUGAAGAUCGGGCAGCUCAGCUAUGACGAGCAAGCGAGCCUGGAGGAAAUACAGAGCCUGUUGCGAAGACAUGGUGCGCUGGACGCGUUCGACGUGUUACCCAAUUUAACUGCAUCCAGAACCAAGAUCACCGCGUUCGCGCAAUUCGGCACUGCAGAGGCCGCUGCCGACGCCGUGAAUGCGCUUCAUCGCAAAUCUCAAGCCUUCUUGCGAUAUAGUACCAUCUACCUCGAUGUCGUGCAUGCCGUGAAGGGCGUGCUCCCGAAAGCCCAAUAUGUUGUCAUCAAGGAGGACCUCGAACGCCUGUGCGCCACAUUGGAAGGAUGCAAGAUGCGAUUCUACGACCGCGGUGAUGCGGGAGAGCUGCUCGACUCCGUCGGGUACCGCAUAUAUGGAGCAAAUGCAAAGGCUAUUGGUCGUGCCAAAUUACAACUAGAUCGGCUGCUGGAUGGUGAGAUCCUGAUUUCUGAUGUCACCACUGGAGGAGCACUUUGGGACGAGUACUUCCAGUCAAGCGAUGGGAGGACUUUCUUGGAUACGUGCGACGAGGUUGGAAUAUUUGUCAAAACGGACCCGCGCACUCGUGUCGUUCGUUUAUUCGGGCCGUCUAAUGCGAGGUCGCAAGCCAGGGCUCGCAUCUUGGUCCGUCUCGCGAUUAUCAAGGGACAGCGGCACAGCAUACCUCUCGAGCGGGGUAUUCUGCCUGAGGUGAUGAACCGCAUGCAUGCCCUUCAAGAAGCAGCAGGGUCAGCGGAGCUGUCUCUCAACGUUGUCGCGCGCACGUUGGUGGUGCGCGGGGACGAUGUGCACGUAGAACGCGUCCGUCGCGCCGUCGCAUCUUUGUCGUCGUCUAGCGGUGUGCUGUCCGACGACGCAUGCUGUCCCGUCUGCUUUUGCGACGUAUCUGAUCCGAGCGUACUGCCUUGCGGACAUUCCUACUGCAGGUCAUGUCUUCAGCUCCUUCUGCUAUCAUCCGCCGGACCAGAUUUUUCCCUGUCGAGUCUGGUUUGCAUCCAAUCGGUAGACAGAGAUAGUCAGCAGGUCGCAUGUGGCAACGCGAUCCCCACAUCAGUCCUGCGCGACCUCCUCUCUCCACCGGAGGAAACGCGACUGCUCACUGCUGCGUUCCUUGCUCACAUUCACGCGCGGCCAGACGAGUUCCACUACUGUCCGACGCCGGACUGUGAGGUCGUGUACCGCACGGGACGUGCAGGUGCGGUUCUCCAGUGUCCUGUGUGCGUGGCGCGGAUAUGCCCGGCGUGUCACUGCGAGUUCCACGAGGGGAUGAGUUGCGCAGAAUAUCAUGAUAACGUCUCCGGCGGGCACGAGGCAUAUAACAAAUGGCGGCUGGAGAAUGGCAUCAAACCGUGUCCGAAGUGCAAGGCAGACCUGCAGAAGAACGGAGGCUGCAACCAUAUCAAGUGCGUCAGGUGUGGAACGCACAUGUGCUGGGUCUGCAUGGAGACGUUCUCGGAUUCCGGGACUGGAGGCGGGGUGUACGAGCAUAUGCGUCGGGCCCAUGGAGGUAUUGGCGCCUGA